Molecule: messenger RNA, 7320 nt
Organism: Argiope bruennichi
Lineage: Eukaryota; Metazoa; Arthropoda; Arachnida; Araneae; Araneidae
Product: TBC1 domain family member 4-like
Exons: 20
Coding region: 239-3901 (1220 amino acids)
Source: RefSeq, a predicted model, not a curated record
UGAGUUUGUUUACGUUUUGAGGGGCUAGAGAAUUAAUUUCCUGCCGUGCUACGUCUUUCGCAUAGACUCAUAAAUCGUGGCAUUUUAAUGAUAUGUCAAAGAACAAUGUGUUAAAAGGAUUUUUAGCAGUGUAAAGUAGUAGACUGAUGAAGAUAAUCGUUGUCUACGUCCUAAUGACCUUGACAUUCAAGGGUCGUUUGAUAUAAAUACUAAUGUAGUGUUUGUUUUUAAAAUAAAAAUGCCGAAAGUGGAAUAUAGCAGAUUGCAAGAUUCAGAUGUGGAAUUAUCUUCCAAAUACCAAAGAACUUUCAUUGCUAGAUAUUAUGGACGAGCUCUUGUUGAAAGAUGGCAUACUCAACCAAUGCUUCCAUGGAUAAUAGCUGAAAUCCAAAGACUUGGAUCUCCAAAAUCUGAAACCGUAUUCCUUUGUGUGACUGAAUGCUCUGUAAAAGCUACCCAUGUUAAAUUUGGGCAUUUAGUUUUCGAACAUAAACUUGGAUCUAUCACUAAAUUCAAUCAAUUGGCAGAUUCUCCGAGAUGUUUUGCCUACUUAACUAAAGAAGGUUCUGAUGUUUCAUUGUGCCAUGCAUUUCAAGCCAGUGAUGAUCUUGCUGUUUAUCAAAUAUUUACUGUACUGAAAGAGGCUAUCCAAGAAUCUUCUAUUGGUAUAAAAGCAAAGGAAGAUUCUCCAUUUGAUGCUGUCCAGAGUAAACAAUGCCAACAGUAUGAAGUUCUUUAUGUUGGCAAAAUAAAGGUUUCACAGAAAAGAGGCCCUCAAAGAUUCGUAGACGAUGCCACUUGGAAAUUGUUAAGUGCUAAAGAUAGUCCCACUGGUGAAAGCAAUUCCUUAAUAAAAAAUUUAGAUUCAAAAUUAUCUGAAGAAAAAGAGAAUGAUUGGGCAUUUAAAGAAACAACAGAUGUUGUACAACAUCCUUUACUCAUUGAGGAGCCAGGCAAUGGCAAUUCUCAAAAGCUCUGCAGGCAACGUCUAUUAAGUGAUAAUCAAAACAAGCAUUCUCUUGCUCCGCCUUCCUCAGCCACUUUAAUUACUCAUUCUCAAAGUCUGGACACAUCAAGUCGAGAUGCUCUUGUUCAGGAUAUUCAGACACUUGCUUUUACAGCUGAACAAUUUUCAUCUGUAAUAGAAGAUGGCAGCCUGCAUAGGCAGUCAUCAUUACCACCUAUGAAUGCAAAAACAUUUUUGGAAUGUUCUCUGGGAUUUCCAUUUACACAGGAAGAAUCGUCACAUUCGCUGUCAGAUGACCAAAAUCCUGAUAACAGAACCAUGCUCUUUCUCAUUAGUCCUUGUGAUAUACGCCUCAUAAGUACAGAUAAAAAAGAACUACUUUUUCAGAAGGAUUUUACCAGUAUUUCACACUGCUCACAGGGAGAAGACUAUGCUGAUCAUUUUGGAAUCAUUUGUCGAGAGACUACUAUAACAGGCAUGGAUAUGUAUGUUGGUUACAUAUUUCAGUGUCAGUCAGCUAAAAUAGUGAAUGAGAUUAUGAAAACCUUAAAGCAAUGUUUCCAUUGUGCUGUUGUGUCAUCUCAUGAAAAACGAGUCUCUUCAAAAAUAUUUAACUUUUGUGAUACUUGUCCAAUGUAUUGGUUUCACAAAUUGUGUUCUGAUACUGAAGGUGAAUCUCCAGAACAAAUUCAAUCAAUUGUGAUGAUGCACAUAGCUGCUCUGGCUGAGAAAGAACAGAAAGAAUUGAUGUCAAAAUAUCAGGAAAUAAUUGUAAGAAGUCUAGCUGAACAAAACAUAGUAUUUAUGACUUUGUUGAGAGCUUUGUGUGAACAAAAACAGAUGAAGCACACUCAUACUGUAUCAAAGGAACAUAAAGAGAAAAGAGCUUUAUCUCCUCUUAGUAAUUUGACAACAAUGGCCAAGAAAACGUUUCCCAGUACAUUUGAUACAGUUUUUAAGGAUGCUCCACUUACUAAAACUCAAUCUUUACCUGUUGGUGCUCGUGCUGAUUUCAAAAUAAUCGAUAAAAAAGGCUUGCAUUUUUCCAAAGAACAUCAAAAAGCUUCUAAACUUUCCAAAGCUGCAAGUGUCUCAUCCAAAAUUCCACCUGUUGAUGAAAAUGUUUCAAAGAAAGAUCUCAUGAGACAUACGACUCCUCCUCCUAAAGAAGGGCCACUUAUAAGUUUCGAACCGACUGAGCAAACACGAAAAGAAUCUGUCUCACUAAGAAAUGCAACUGAACGAUCAUUGAGUGAUACUGCUGCAGUUUUAUGGGAUUUGCAUCAGGGCGAACAUCAGGGUCCAUCCCAACGUAAAGAAAAUAUGACUACUUCUGAUGUGAAAAUAAAUGAAUUGCCUAGGACACCUCUUAAAGCUUCUCCUUUGAGAAACAUAUUCUUACGAGUUGGCUCUAAGAAAGGCAACUUUCCCUUGAAAGAAAUCAAAGAACAGCAUGGUUCCAAAGGUUCCUGGAGAAAAAUGCUCUUUAAUCGAGUUCAGAGACCUUUUACAAAGGAUAUUAUAUUUGGAGAAAUUACAGAAGAAAAAAGAAUGGAAGUUCCUAAACAUUCUUCUGCGCAUUUAAAAGCGUUGUGGAAGAAGGCAAUUAUGGAACAAAUUAUUCUGAUUCGUUUGGAAAGGGAACAGAAGAAAUUAAAAAUGAAACAAGACAGAAUUUUGGAAAAACAUACAAAAUUAGACUAUGAUGUUAUAUGUCCUUGCCCAAAUGAUUCAAUUCAAAAGUGGGAUGCUGUUUUAAAUUCUGAUGCUGAUUACAGUACUCUGGAAUCUGCUGUAAAGUAUGGAGUGCCUCGUCAAAAACGUGGAGAAAUUUGGAUUUUCUUAGCAAAUAAAUAUUGUAAGGCUAAUAAAUGCCCUGCAGUUGACAAUACACCAUAUAUUGAACUUUUACGAAAACUUACUCCUUAUCAACAUGCAAUAUUAAUCGAUAUAGGACGUACUUAUCCUGGUCAUCCAUAUUUCAAACAAGUGCUGGGACCUGGCCAACUAUCAUUAUUUAGCCUCUUAAAGGCAUACUCUGUUGUUGAUGAAGAAGUUGGUUACUGUCAAGGGCUGAGUUUCUUGGGUGGUAUUCUGUUACUACAUCUAGACGAAGAAAAGGCAUUCUUUGCCAUGAAGCAUAUAAUGUUUACCUUAGGUCUACGGAAUCAAUACAAAUCGGAUAUGGCUGCAUUGCAGGUUCAGAUGUACCAGCUAGCUCGUAUUGUACAAACAACAGUUCCAGAAGUGCAUGAAUUACUUGAUAAGUUUGAAGUAUCCCCUAUGUUAUAUGCUGCUCCUUGGUUCCUUACCCUUUUUGCUUCUCAUUUCCCUAUUGGCUUUGUUGCUCGCCUUCUUGAUAUGAUGUUUUUGCAAGGUAUAUCUGUACUGUAUAAAGUUUCUGCUUUACUGUUGAAAGUUCACCAGGCCCAGAUACUUAAGUGCAACUCAUUUGAAUCAUUAGUGUCCUUCUUGAAAUCAACUUUACCUUCCAGUGGCCAUGUUGGAAUGGAAAAAGUUCUUGAUCAAGUACUGUUGAUGGAUAUUGAGAAAUCCCUUCUUACAUAUCAAAUAGAGUAUAUGGUUUUGAAAGAAGAAAUGACAGAAUUAAAUACCAGCUCUGAAGCUACACCUGCCAUGCGGACACAAAUAGAAAAUGAAAAUAAAGACCUGCAGAAGCAGAAUAUGGAACUUCAGGAACAAUUGCAGGUUGCAUUGAAUACAAUUAGUAAAUUGGAGGCUUCUGUUACAUCCUACCAAAGCACUAUUCGCAAAUUAGAAUCUCAUGUGAGAACACUGCAAGAUGAGAGGGAUGCAAUGCACCACAGCGUAAAUAUCCUAAGAAAACGUCUAGACAGUAUUGACUUGGCAAGUCCGCCUCUAGAGCGUGAAGUAGCAAGUCAGUCUGAUUCAGUGAAAAAUGUUAAAAAAUAACUGUGCCAUUAUAAUAUGCUUAUAAUUUCCUUCAGUAUGAAAGAUUAUUAGAAAAUGAUUUUUAUUACUAUAUAUUUUAUUAAUGUCAGAGAAGUAUAUCUAUACUAGUCCUCUUAUAUGUCUUAAAUCUGUUCAAUUGACCUUUUGCAUGGUAAAGAUGUUAUUCUUGAUGUAUUAUUUAUUUUUUAUUAAAACAUGAAGUUCUUUUAUUAGUAACAUAGACAACUAUCAUGUGUUAGCAUUUCAGCAACCAUUGAUUGAAUGAAGUUUACAUAAUUUGGUCUAUAAAAGUAAUGCAAUCUUGUUUUUAAAAAUUUGCGAUUUUAUUUUUGCUAUACGGUGCAAUACUUGAAGUUUGUCUAUAAAUUUAGCAUCAUUUUGUUAAUAAACUUAUUCUUUUUUAUUUGCUUUUGAUCAUUAUAGUCUAUAUUUUUUGUAGGCAGUUCAAGGUCGCAUUUUCUACCUUGUUUGGUACCAGUAAUGCGGUAGAAAAUAUGACCUUGAACUGCCUUCAGAAAAUACAUUGACUAUACUAACUCUAAAGUCUAUUUAGUUAUGAUUUUUAAAAGAUGUCUGUAUUUAAAAUUAUCAGUUUUAUUCUAUGAAUUAAUUUUUAAAAAAUCAAUAUUAAGGUUUUCCUUAUACUAGCACAUAUGCAUUUUUUUUAUAAUAGAAGGAAAUGGUUUAUAAAGAUAAUUUUUUAAAUAUAUAUAUUAUUGUUAGAUUGUGAGUUGUAAAAAAAUUUCAAAACAUUUUAAAUCAAUACUAGUAUUAGACUCAUAAAUUUUCUCUCAAAUCUUAAAGAAAAAUUCCUAUGAAUUUAUUUUUAAUACUGUUAUUGGUCAAUUAUGCAAAAUCAGAUUUAAAAUUCUUUUUAUAAAAUUUCUCCAAACACACACAAGGGAGAUGAUUUCUGUAAAAAAUUGCAAACGCAUUUUAGUAUUUGCAUCUGUGGUGAUUAUUUGGUUACAGGAACUAAAUUUUUAAUAGUAAAAAUAUGUCUGUGAUUUGAAAUGCAUACAAAUUAUUGAAGAUAAUGGUGUUUUUUUUUAAUAAUAUCUGCAUUAUGUGAAGACAAAUGUUUCAGAGUCAUAACAAGAAAUAUAAUCGUGUGCCUAACAUGUAAAGACAUAAGCUUCUACAAAUUUGACAUUUAUUUCUGACCAGGAAAUUCUUUUCCUGUGCUGUAAAGAUAAACUUACUGAGUAUUUAUGAUUUUUCUUAAUACAUUUUAAUAUCCUUUUGAUUUUUUUUCUUUGAUUUAAGAUCUUAAUUUUGCUUAGUAUUUCUUCCUUUCCUUAACUCAUAAAACAACUCACUGCACUACUUAUUUAAAAAAAAAAAUAACUUCUUGUUAUGUUAAAUAUUCCAAGUUUGUCUAAAAAUGAUGUAAAUAUUUGAAAGUUGUUAUAUUUACUACAGUUUUCUGAUGGUAAAAAUAUUUCACUUUGAUUUAUGGAUCUGAUUGUUUUUUAGCUUAUUAUUUAAUGAGGAAAAUAAAAGUGUGUAUCAUAAAUUAUAUUCUGAUCUUUGCUGAAUUUAUAUGUAUAUAUGAGAAAGUUGCUCGAAAUGAAAUUGUGAGAAUCUUCACUCUUCGAAAUUUUUCAUCUGAUUUAUAACUCGAUACAUCUUACUUAAAUCUAAUUCUAAGAAAAAAAGGCUUCAGGCUCACUUGAAAAAAAAUGUUCAUUGUUAAAAAUAUUUUUAGCAUUUUUAAAAAUUGCCACCAAUAUUAUAUUCUUCUACUUACUUGCUGUACUUAAAUAUAGAUUAUAAUAUCAGUACUUGAUUUAUUUUAAUUAUUGUACUUAAAAACACUUUUCAAAUAUCAAAAAGGCUUCUAAAAAUGACUGGAAAAUCAAAUACAAUUAGAAGUGCUUUUUUUUAUAUAGAGUUAUAUUUUUAUACACGCCAUUCAGAACCAUUUAAGAAUUAAAAUGAUUUAUAAAAAUUUCUUCAUAUGCGGCUUUCAUGGAUUCUUUCAAAUGUAUAUAAUGUGAUAAUUCAAUGCCUUAUACUUAAUUUGAAUUUACUUAAUUUGAUAUUUUUUUUAGUUAUGUACUUUUAAAACAUACUUUUAUGACAAUGUGUGUGCUUUUUAGAACAUCUAAAUUAUUUAAGUUACUUUUUGUUAAUAGAUGCAAGUUGAUAUGUUAUAAUGUAUUUGCAUUGUUUUUUUAAAUGCGACUACUAAAAUGCAAACAUAGUUCAUUCUAUAUUUUAUUUGAAUUUUUUUUCUAUUAAGUUGAAGUGAUUGUGUACUAUAUGAAAUUUUCAAAAAGAAAAUAUUUUUCCAUUUUCAAGUAAUGCAGCUGUAUAAUGUCAGUAUAUAUAUUAGAGUUUAUAUAUAUAUAUAAUUGAUGAUAAAAAUUAAUACCUCUGCAUUUCAAUGUUGUAUAUCUGUAUUAAUUGUAAUGUCUACAUGACAAAGUUCAGGCAUUUCAUUACUUUUCUUUUCUGUAUAUUUGUGUCCAUUUGAUUUUUCGAUGGAUUUGUUUAUUGCUUAAGUGCAGAUUAUUCCUUCUUACUGAAUACUGAUAUACCUCUCAGUCUGAAAUUAUUUGUUCUUGAAAUGAAAGAGUCCUAUGGAUUUAUUUUUUAAUUAAAAAAAGCAUUAUAUUAAGUAAUAUUUUAAGUAUCACAAAUUAUAUUAAUUAAUGAUCGUUGUUCUAUGUACAUAAGUUUUUGCAGUAUUGAUGUAAAUCUAGCUUAGUGCAGAAUCUGUGCAUAAUGCUUUUGGAAAGGAUCUUACUCUGAACAAUUGAAUAUUUGAAAAUACUAUAAGAUCAUUUAAAUAUUUUGAAACAAAAUUAGUUCCUAUUUAUUGAAAUGAUAUAAUUGAAAAUAUUAAAUAUUCUUUAUACAGUUCUCAUUUAUUUCAAAUUAGUUUCCUUGUGUCAGUUGACAUUAUUUUUAAAUAUUUAAAUAAGGCGUCUCUUGAUAAACCGAAUGAUUUUCAAUUUUAAAGUGCAUAAUAAACUGCAUAGAUUUGCAUGCUCUUAUUGGAAAUAAUUUAUAACUUUAUUCUGUAAACAUUUUAAAAUUAUUAAUAUACUAAAAUCAUCUUUAUUGCUUUAAUAUAGAUUUAACAACCAUUUUAUAAUUUUAAAAAUUAUUUAAUUUUACAUUAUUUUGUAUUGAUAUAUGUUUAUUAUUUAUUUUUGAAUUCGAAUAUCUACGUUAUUUACUCUGAUAUGAUCUCAUUAGUUUGAAAUGUUGAUGGAAAAUCAGUGUUGUUAUUUAAAUUGGAGAUUAAACUUGUAAGUAUAAUGGACUGAGAGGAUCAGUGUGACAAAAUUAAACAACCUGUAACUACUGUUUUUAAAAUUGAUGUAACUAAUAUCUUAUAUUUGCAAUUUGGUUAAUAUUUUUCUUUUUUAUUUUAUUAUUUAUAUUUCUUCCUUUCUUAUUGAUAAAAA